GUCGAGGUGAAGUCGGGACCUAAAAGAUCGAAUGGAACAGUACAUAGACAAGUAAAUUCCUUAUGAAUUCCAAGGUACUCUCUUUAAUUAAGAAUUACGGGAUUCAUCAUUCGAGAGGAAGUAGACUACUCAAGAAUUUCACAUUUCAUUUAUGUCAUAAUUGAAUAAAGAAUUCAUAAAAUCUAAAUAAAAAUAAUAAGGAAGACAGAAUCAAUGAAGUUUUGCUUGAUUUUCACUGAAAACUUGAGUAAGGAGUAGAUCCUUUUGGAGUUUUCUAGAAUCUGAAAGCGAGAACUCCUUUCUUUUUCUUUUUUUCUUUAUUUGACCUACUUUAGCCGGAUGAAAGGAAACUUUCACGUCCGAUUUUUAGGGGGGGGAGAUCCUAUCCCAAUUUUUAUUUUGCUAGGCCCAUAGAUAAAAAACCCACUUUUUUACGAUUACGGGGUUUAUAGGAAUAUGAAAUUCAACCCUGGAAAUACAGGAUCCCAAUUUUUUUUACUACCCGGAGCUUCGAUACAUUUCGAAAUCGAGAGAUGUCUACCGGAGGAGGUUCUAUCAGACAACAAUUAGCCAAUCUAGAUUUACGAAUGAUUAUAGAUUAUUCAUUGGUAGAAUGGAAAGAAUUGGAGGAAGAGGAAUCCACAGGGAAUGAAUGGGAAGAUCGAAAAGUUGGAAGAAGAAAAGAUUUUUUGCUUAGACGCAUGGAAUUGGCUAAGCAUUUUAUUCGAACAAAUAUAGAACCAAAAUGGAUGGUUUUGCGUCUAUUACCAGUACUUCCUCCUGAGUUGAGACCAAUCUAUCAUAUAGAUGAGGAUAAACUAGUGACCUCGGAUAUUAAUGAAAUCUAUAGAAGAAUUAUCUAUCGGAAUAAUACUCUUACAGAUCUAUUAACAACAAGUAUAGCUACACCAGAAGAAUUAAUAAUAUCUCAGGAAAAAUUGCUACAAGAAGCCGUGGAUGCACUCCUUGAUAAUGGAAUAUGCGGACAACCAAUGAGGGAUGAUCAUAAUAGAAUUUACAAGUCGCUUUCAGAUGUAAUUGAAGGCAAAGAAGGAAGAGUUCGCGAGACUCUGCUUGGUAAACGAGUCGAUUAUUCAGGGCGGUCAGUGAUUGUCGUGGGCCCUUCACUUUCAUUACAUCGAUGUGGAUUGCCUCGCGAAAUUGCAAUAGAACUUUUCCAGGCAUUUGUAAUUCGUGACCUAAUUAGAAAACAUCUUGCUUCAAACAUAGGAGUUGCUAUGAGUCAAAUUCGGAAAAAAAAAAACCUAUUGUAUGGGAAAUACUUCAAGAAAUUCUGGAUGACCAUCCUGUAUUGCUGAAUAGAGUGCCUACUCUGCAUAGAUUAGGUAUACAGGCAUUCCUCCCCGUUUUAGUGGAAGGGCGUGCUAUUUGUUUACAUCCAUUAGUUUGUAAGGGCUUCAAUGCAGACUUUGACGGGGAUCAAAUGGCUGUUCAUGUGCCUUUAUCUUUAGAGGCUCAAGCAGAGGCACGUUUACUUAUGUUUUCUCAUAUGAAUCUUUUGUCUCCAACUAUUGGAGAUCCCAUUUCUGCACCAACUUAAGAUAUGCUUAGUGGACUCUAUGUCUUAACGAGUGGAAAUCGUCGGGGUAUUUGUGUAAAUAGGUAUAAUCCAUGUAAUCGUAGA
This is a messenger RNA of Helianthus annuus (common sunflower), 1645 nucleotides long. Its product is annotated as DNA-directed RNA polymerase subunit beta'-like. Gene Ontology annotation, molecular function: DNA binding; DNA-directed RNA polymerase activity. Bases 534 to 1319 code for a protein of 261 amino acids. The transcript has a single exon. The record is from RefSeq and is a predicted model, not a curated record. Lineage: Eukaryota; Viridiplantae; Streptophyta; Magnoliopsida; Asterales; Asteraceae. Gene Ontology annotation, biological process: DNA-templated transcription.